Messenger RNA from Astrephomene gubernaculifera, 2392 nucleotides. NCBI's taxonomy places the organism in Eukaryota, Viridiplantae, Chlorophyta, Chlorophyceae, Chlamydomonadales, Astrephomenaceae. The record is from the annotation of a GenBank genome assembly.
GAAAUGCAGCCGCAUAGGCCAAUGCCACCCGGAAGUCAAGGUACCCGUACUGAUUAGUGAGACAAGUCAAACGAGGACUUGGCGUGUUCAAGUGCUCGGACUAUUAUCUACGCCUAUCAUCCUUUUCUAAUCGCACUAGAAGCACACCCUUAUAGACUUGCGUCACGUAGGCGGUUGCCUACAGUUGAGGAACCAAGAGCAAUAGCCUGUUUACGCUUACGAUUGCGGUGCACCUCACAUUCGCUUUAUUAUGAAUUGCUCAGGACUGAUCGCGUGACAGAAUUGCAGACUCCGGCACCAUUGUGCUUCGCGUUUCGGACGCAGCGGCGGCGUAACUGAGACAAAGCCCCUGCGGCAGGUAUCAGUCUCUUUACUGACAUUUACAGCGCUUUGGUUCGGACUUUCCUCGCGGAGCGUGUUGUAAACAAUCGUUCCAGCUUAAAGCAACUGCUUGCGCAGUAGACUGCUUUACACCACGUGACAUAAGAAUCAGCUAUGAGUGAUCUAACGUGUUACCGAGGUGCCGCUGGGGUCAACCUUGGCGCUGCCUGCACUAGCAAGGCCAGGGCUUGCCAUAGGAUGCUACCGGGGAUACCCUGGUCGCGGCACGCGACAUUGGCUCCCAAGCACGCCAUAAAUCACUGCGCCUUUUCAUCCCGUAGCGUUCCCCACACGGCGCAACAUCCUCAGAUACCAGUACCCUGCCAGCCGUUAUCCUCCACUUCAUCUUCUUCAUCAUCAGCAACAACCCUCGCGUCGUCUUCAAACCUCCAUGCACGCCGCCCCCAUAGCUGCCUUGACAAGGUGCCGUACCGUUACGGUUGCCGUACAACCAUCGUCGCCGCAUCCACCGCCGGCGGCAAGAGCAGCAACAGCGGCAGCAGCAGCGACGCAACCGGCGCCGCCACAACCGCCGCAGUCGCUAAGCUCGCCACGGCGGCAGUCGCCGGCGCCGUGGCGGCGGCGGCGCCACCUCCGCCGCCCCGUACGACAGCCAUUCGGCUGGUACAGCGCACCAUUGAGCUGCUGCGGCCACAUUUCUUGGCGAUGUUGCUUUUGUAUGGUAUUCGCGAUGCGGCAGCUUUUGUCGUACAUCGGUUGACGCAACGACUCACAAACCAUGUCGCGGAGGUGCUGCUGGGUGUGCCCACCUCCUCCGCGGGCAACCCCUGGUGGCUCUUCCUGGACCCCGCCUUCAUUCGGGCGCAUCCAGGCUACGAGGUGUUGGUGGGUUUCUUCUUCCUGGCCAGUCUGCCCCUCACAAUCGCACUCAACGCAGUCGCAUUCAGCGUCGCAACCCUAGUGUGCGCGCCGCCGGAAGUACGAGUCGCCGUCGCCGGCGGCGUCGUCAGUGGCGGCGACUCGGCGACUGCCGCCGCCGCCGCCGGCGACGCCCCAGUCGCUGCGAGUGCUGCUUCGGCGGCGCUCGCGGAUAUCGGUAUUGUGGCUGUCGCAACGACGGCGGAGGCGGGAGCGGCGGCGACGUCGACGUCAGCGGAGGCGGAAGUUGCUGCUGAAGCUGAUGCUUCCGCCGUGCCAUUGGCGCCGACGGAGGUGAGUGUGGCGGCGGAGGCGACUGAGGAGACGACGUCGGCGGCGACGGAAGCGAGUGGAGGCGGCGACGGCGGCGGUUUCAUGGCGGCGCUUCGCGCCGCACUUCAGUCGCUGGCGGCGGCGCUGCCGGCGGCGGCGGGAGUCGUACGGCGAGUGUGGUGGGCGGACCUGCAUUUGAACGCGAGAGCACUGCCGCUGCAGGGCCUCUGUCUUCUGGUGCUGCCCGCUCUGUGGGCGGCACCUCGCCUAGUGCAGAUGCAGCUGGCCCUGCCGGUGGCUGCGAUUGAGGGAGGAGAGAGGAAGGAAGGCAGCAGCAGCAGCAGCCCGGCAGCAGCAGGAGCUACGACAGCGCAUGGGGAGAUGCAGCAGCAAGGCAACAGCCCCAGCCCCAGCAGCAGCAGUGGCGGCGGUACUCGGCAGGGAGCGGGUGCGCUGGCGCGGUCUCGGGAGCUCAUGCGGCAUGCGGUGGGGGCGUACGGCGGCCCCUUUGCGGCGUUGCUGGCGGCCGGGCGAUUGCUGGAGUAUGUGCAGGGCCUAGUGUUCGCCGCGCUGCCGCCCCGCUGGUGGCGGGAGGUGGUGGAGCUGCCGCUGCUGCUGGGGGCGCUGUUCCUGCUGGGAAAGGCGGCGGUGCAGAGGCUUCAAGACCUGCUGCCCCUGGCCACCUACAUGGAGCUCACCGAGCAGCAGCAACAGGUGCAGCAGAUGCAGCAGGCGGCGGGGCAGCUUGUGACUGCAGGCAGCUCGCCGCUGGACAGCAGCAGCAAGGAGCAGUCGCAGCAGUCGCAGCAGUCGCAACAGGAAACUCAGAGGAGCGGCGGCGGGGCAGCAACAUCAGCAG